AUGGCUCGAGGUUAUGCCUCGAAGUCUGCGCCAAUGCUGUUGAGAAAUCGAGCACUUCAUACAUCAAGACAUCCAGCAACGCGACAAGUGCGAUUACUACCAAUCUGCCAUCGACGGUCAUUCAUCAAUAUCCCAAAUAUCUUCCCCAAUAAUAAUAACAACACGCCACAAAAUAUACGCACGCUCCGCGCAUCCCGCAUACUACCAUUCCCGCCUUCGCCUUUAUACGAGAUCAUCGCAUCCGUCGAGUCCUACGCCGAAUUCCUCCCGUUCCUUGCCGCGUCAACUGUGACUGCGCGUGAUCCUGCUUCGGGGUAUCCAUCCCAGGCCUUCCUGACGGUGGGCUACGGCCCUUUCACGGAAACAUUCACAUCCAGAGUCAAUUGCGACAGAUCGAAAUGGAUUGUCGAAGCACGAAGUGGCGGCGGAGUAGGCGACGAUGGCCAGCCCAUUCCAGGUGGCGAUGAAGGGUUAUUCGGAUAUUUGAGCACGAAAUGGGAGCUUGUUCCGCGGCCUACUGCUGCUGCUUCUCCUCACGUAGGCCAGCAACAGCAAGAGACGGAAGUGCGGUUGGAGAUUCGGUUUCGUUUUCAGAAUCCCAUGCAUACGGCAAUGAUGUCGGCGGUGGAGGCCCAGGUUGCUGGGGUUAUGAUUGAGGCGUUUGAGCGCCGGAUCAAGGAGCAGAUGACGUUGAAUCGGUAG
Messenger RNA from Talaromyces atroroseus, 702 nucleotides. RefSeq lists its product as hypothetical. Gene Ontology annotation, molecular function: ubiquinone binding. Gene Ontology annotation, biological process: cellular respiration; ubiquinone biosynthetic process. Gene Ontology annotation, cellular component: mitochondrion. The record is from RefSeq and is a predicted model, not a curated record. NCBI's taxonomy places the organism in Eukaryota, Fungi, Ascomycota, Eurotiomycetes, Eurotiales, Trichocomaceae. Bases 1 to 702 code for a protein of 233 amino acids. The transcript has a single exon.